Messenger RNA from Cheilinus undulatus (humphead wrasse), 6397 nucleotides. It is a transcript of the gene msl2b, whose product is annotated as MSL complex subunit 2b. Gene Ontology annotation, cellular component: MSL complex. Gene Ontology annotation, molecular function: ubiquitin protein ligase activity. Bases 968 to 2791 code for a protein of 607 amino acids. The transcript is spliced from 3 exons. The record is from RefSeq and is a predicted model, not a curated record. NCBI's taxonomy places the organism in Eukaryota, Metazoa, Chordata, Actinopteri, Labriformes, Labridae.
ACGACGGGAGGUAUGAGGAAUACUCCGUGGCUAACGAUAGCAAGAUACACAAACCGGGAUUUAAUUCACUUUCGAUAUUUUCUGACACCCUUUAUGUCUACUAAAAGCUGCAGAGGGACAUAAUUUCGUGAAAUCCCUCGGUUUUCCUUCAUCACUCCCACCGAGGCGAGUAGCGAGAACGAGAGUGCCCCGCUAAUCCCGAAGAGAGGGACGCGGCCUGCUUUUCUAGCCGGCUUCCCGGUGCAGCCCAGGCGGCUAGCCCUAUCACCAGAGCUCGGUGCUUCUACUGGCUGGUUUUUAUUUACACCAAAGGAGGCGUCGUAGCUUCGAGAUUAUUUUUAUUUUAAUAACAGCUGCUUCUCUACAAUUUAUCCCCCAUCCUCUAGACGUGGAGCUGUGAACGUUUCCCUCCAAAUAGGAGCUUUCGAGGCUGGGGAGGCCUGUUUUGUUUUCGAGCCGCCUUGAACAAUAACACAACCAUAACGAGCCUACUGGGGCUGCACUGCACUGUGAAAAAUACAUGCAUGGACCGACGUGAAAACCCGGGACAAGCAUGCAUGUGGAGUAUGGAUUUAUCAGAGGGAAAUCACUGCAAACUGGAUCACGCUUUAUUGGAAUGCUUUUUUUGAUUAUAACUCACGGACUGUAUGGAAACAGACGACGUUUACAUGCACGCUCGAUCUCCUUGUGAAUGCAUUUAGACUGAAAUCAGCAUUAGUUUUACAUCUUUGACAUCACAUUGAGGAUGGAUUGGAUGUGACUUGGGAUGAGUAACCUCGAUUGCUCCCUUCGCAGACUGCUCUAUAUGUGGGAUUUACCGUUUUUAUCCAUCUAUGCUCUCAUCAAUGCUCAUUUUACCCCUGGAGUAGCCGCUCUACCGCUGCCUCCAUCCCUAAGUUUGUUGGUGUGAUUUUGCUCUUUUAACACAUUACUACAUCGGACUGGAGCCCCGGGACAGGCAGCUGAGAUGAACCCAGUGAAUGCGACUUCUCUUUACGUGUCCGCAAGCCGAUCGGUGCUGCAGUGCGACCCCCGAGACCCCCGGGCUUUGGCUGAACUCUGCAAACUGCUGCCGUUUUUCCGCCAGUCCCUGUCCUGUUUGGUCUGUGGUAACCUACUGCAGGACCCCAUCGCUCCCACAGACUCGUCAUGUCAGCACUAUGUCUGUCGAGGCUGUAAGGGUCAGAGGAUGCAGCUGAAGCCGUCCUGUAGUUGGUGUAAGGACUACUCACGCUUUGAGGAGAACCGGCAGCUCUCCUUGCUUGUUCACUGUUACAGGAAGCUCUGCCUCUACAUCACCCAGUCUCCGCUCGCCCCGCACAUAGCCAGCGCUGCCAGCGACUCGCCAGACCUCCAGGCCAUCCUCAACGAGGGCCUGACGUUGGCUGAGAAUGAGCCAGAGGUGGAGGACAUUUUAGACUCAGUCAGCCUAUCACAAACGGCCUCCACCUCUGAGUUAGUGCAGCCUGAUGAAGCCCCGUCCUCUAAGGAGAUCAAGGUGGAGGAGCUGAGCGGCAUCAGCGUGAAUGGGCUUCAUGACUGUAACGGCCUCAUCAGUUCAGACUCUCUGCAGCCCAUCACCAUAGAAACAGGUGGAGGUGUUGCUAAGCAGGAGAGUUUUUCAGAGGAGAUCCCGGUGUGUGUGAGCGUUACUGGCAGUGGGGAGGCAGGACUCUGUGACAUCAGUUCUUUCGGGGAUGACCUGAAACAUGGCGGAGGUCCAUUGUUGUUGAGCGUUGAGGAGGUGCUUAGGACUCUGGAGACAGACACAGACCCUGCCCCUGAGCCCAAUCCCCCUCCAGACUGCCCCCCCUCUGUCCUCCAGUCCAGCCUCAACGGGCCCCACUGCCCAUCAGGGCCUGACUCAUCCCGGCUCAUCCCCUCCCUCCCCCCAGAGAACAGCCCCCGGCCCCUACACCCUCACCCACAGCCCUCUAUGCAGCCCCCUCCUCAGCCCUCCACUGUCGUCCCCCAUGUCCCCCCACGCUAUCACCGUAAACGCUCCCGCUCAGAGAGCGACAGCGAGAAGGUGCAGCCCCUCCCCAUCUCCACGCUCCUACGGGGGCCUCCCCUCGGUGCCAACGGCUCCCCCCACCACCCCAACCUUGGGGCCACCACCAAACAGGAGCUCAAGUUCCCUGCAGCUGUUCCCCACCCACACCUAGCCCCGGUUCCUAACGGUGGGCCCCCAAAGGUGGGUAAAACUGUCCUCAUCCCCAACAAGGCGCUGAAAAAGACUGUAGAGCACCAUGGAGGUCCUAAGAAGGCCUACACCAAGGCAAGGCAAGGGGCCCCCAAGCCCCGAGCACAACCACGUGACAGAGUCCCUCCUCACCCCCAUGCUCAUCCACUUACCCACCCACCCAGCCCCUCCAAGCCACUGUACAAGAAGCCUGUGGAGAAGAAGGGCUGCAAGUGUGGCAGAGCCACACAAAACCCUUCAGUGUUGACCUGCAGGGGGCAGCGCUGCCCUUGCUACUCCAACCGCAAGGCUUGUCUGGACUGUAUCUGCCGCGGCUGUCAGAACUCUUACAUGGCCAACGGAGAGAAGAAGCUGGAAGCCUUCGCCGUGCCAGAGAAAGCUCUGGAACAGACUCGCCUCACACUGGGCAUCAACCUCACCAGUAUCACGGCAGCAGCCCUGCGGAGCCCAGCCACCAGCUCCCCUGGCAACACCCUUCUCAACGUCACCACAGCAACAGGAGCCCCCGUCACAGCCGCGUUCCUGUCGGGGACAGGGCGUGACAACCACGGCUAUGACGAUUCACUGGAGAUGCGGUUUGACUGCUGAGGUCAGUCGUUACGCACAUUCCCCUGCCCCGCCGGCUGGGCGUUAUCCAUCAGGGUGUGCCAGGGACCUGUGGGGGCGGAGCCAGAACAAAGGCAGCUACAGUGACAGGCGAUAGCGAGGGUCACCGGCGGAAGCUGAGAAUUCGCCCUCCGUUCAUCGCCCAAAACUGCACCAUGCUUGUGGUCUUGCAGCGUGGAAGAGAAGAAGAAGACGAAGAAGGAGGAGAUGUAGCGUUACUGUAUGUGCAGAGAUUUCAUUUCAGCGCAGAUAGAGUUUCAUGUUUUUGUUUUCUUCUCUACUAUGGGUAACGUGUAGAGCAUGUCGUGUAGCCUCGCCGUGUGUAUGUGUGCGUGCAUGUGAGUGUGUAUGAGCGAAGGGAAGAGCUUGCUUUGGAGCGGAGACAUCUUCAACAGAGACUGGUGUAAUUUAUAUAAAGAAAGAACUUUUUGUACAUGGACUUGUCAGUUUCCAUAAAAGAAGACGUUUUAUGAUAUAUUUUAUAAGUUACAUUAAAAACCAACAGAAGCCGGCGCAGGGGCACACCUGCAUUCAACCAGAAUAUUUUCACACAGGUAAAACGGUAGAUUGUAUUUUGAAUACUAGAAUGAAAAUCAAGUAGAAGACUAUCGAAAUUAACACAGCCUGCAGAGUAACUUCUAUAGGUUAUUAACAUUUACAAUAACACAAUUUUUUAUAACUGUCGCUGCAAGAACAGGGAUGUGACUCUAAGGUCAGCGAUAUACUUACUGAUUAACUCUGCUUUCACGAACAUGUCUGGGUGCAUCAUGAAUGUUCUUGUAAAUAAACUCCUCUAAAUGUGACAUGUCACCGGAAGAAACCUCUAGAGGGCACACAAGAGCUCUUAAGCCUUGUGUGUGGGAUGUAAACUACAAACAUGGUAACAUUUAGAACAUUAUUCUGGGAUCAAAGCUAACAUAAGAAACAUUAUUAAAUUAUAAAAUCAGAUCAGUGAAGGCAACUUUAGACGGGGGGUUAGAGCAGACAAUCUGUACAAUGAUUUUCCAUCAUUUUCCUCUAAUUUACGGGCUUAAUGGUCCCUGCACAAAAAGUUAACAGGUGACUUAAGCGGUACUGCCACGAGGGAUGUAGAUGACACAUUUUUCUAGACCAAGUACUCAUGUUUGUAUACUUACCAGUGGUGAGUACAGAUAUGAGGACUUAAUAAUACCAUUACUAUUAGUUGGUUUAAUUGUCAUCAGAUGUUCUGCAGUACUCUGCUUUAUAUCAGCACAGAUACCUUAUACUGGUGUGCAUUCCUAGUUUCCACCAAGUAGUCUGGCUCAGUUCAGUUUGGUACUGUAUGCAAUUAUUAGUGUUUGUGCAGUCAAAAGUUAUGAAAAUAACCAAUCUGUACCAUCAUACCCCUUCUGUUGGGGUACCAAGCAUUCCUAUCUACUCUGCUGAACAGCUUUUCUCCCUCAUUUUGUCUUAAACACGAUUUUAAAAGACAGGGAGACACUUUUUGCCAAAUAAACCUUGUCUGGUAUUUUUACAUUGAAUUGAAAGCUCAAUUCAAGAUAAGUUACCAGCUGUAGUGAUGUGUAGUUCAUGAAUGAACUGGUUCCAAGAGUCCGGUCUUCUAUGUGAACAUCAGGAGCAAGUUUCCUUUUUUUCUUCCCUUUUUGUUUAUUAUUCAUAGAAAUAGAAAAGCAGAAAUGGUAUCAAAUGAAGGGUUUCCUAGAAGCUGAAGAGAUGCUGGUUUAACUGAGCUCAGACAAUUAUCUGGAUCUCUAAAAAAGCCAUUAUUCCCAUUACAUUGGCUGCAGAAAUGUGAAAAAAAACUGCACCAAACUUUGCUGAUCCAAGCAGGACUACUUGGUGGAAAACUACUAUUUGAUCUGACCUUUAAUAGAUGUCACAGCAGAUGUUAACAAGGAAAUUCCUUGUGAAAGCCUCUUUAUGUAGUUUUUCAGUAUGUCCUGACAUCCUCAUUAGACACGUAUCAGCAUUUCUUACUAAUAAACUAACUUGGUUCGACCACCUGGGUGUAUUAACAGCCACCUAAGUAUAUUUGCCUACCUUUUUCUUUUAAAAUGUCCCUUAUAAUCCUGAUCUGUGUGCAUGAGAGAGGUAUCUACUAGUAGAUCCCUCCUGUAAAUGCACCAAAUGAAGUGACAACAUUCUGGUGAAUUUAGUGUUCAUUUUGUUGACUAAAACUACGACGAAACUACGAAAGUCAUCCACAUUUUUCCAUGAGAAAGAUGAAGCUCAAACUAGCUAAAAAUACAUCUUGGUUGAUAAAACUGACAAAACGCAAGUUUCAUUUUCCUCAAGGAGACUGAAACAUGACUACAAUGUUAAUACAGGUAUUUUGCUUUUUAGUUAAUUUUACUGUCUGGCUGAUUAAAUCAGUUCAAAGAGCAUAAACAUUGUGACAUCAAGACUAAAAGACAACAGCUCAGGCUAACUUUAGAAUAUCUGUCAAAAUGAACUCCACAAAGUUAAAAAUGGAGCCACUGUUUCAGCAGUUAUCUGUUCUAUGAAUUAUAAUUACAGAAUAAAGUGAAGUGAAACAUGUCAAAAAGCAAGUGACGUUACUUGAGUGUCUUUAUACAGUGCACUGCUGAUGAAUACCUCUUAAACAGCAGGAACACUCAAAUUAAACUUUGAGGAUUGAGGCAGGGUAAAAUCGCCAUCUUUACUGCCCAGAUACAGUGUAAAUCUGUGGGAAACACUGUACAAAAAAAUUAACUUACGGAUGCAGCUAUGGUUACAUUUGACUAAAAGGUACCAGUUUGCGGGGCCACCACUUGAACCAAUACACCAAUCUUGUUUCUUUACUUUUACAGGUUUAAACAUCCACUUAAACUUUAUCUGUUAUCAGUUAGUUUGACAGACUUUUCCGAGGAUGAUGCACCAAACAGACGCAGGGAUGCUUGGCAACCAUGAUUUGAACGUGGAAGCGUAGUUAUCAGCAGGUACAUCUCCGUCCUAACACCACCAGCCAAAUGUAUGUUGUCUGUUGAAUGUUUAUACACCCAAACAUUACUCUCAAUGUUAUUGUGAACUGAUUAUAUAUAUCAAACAGAUGAAAUCUUUAUAGGCAGUCAACCAACGUGGCUGGUAGAAGAUGAACCUCCUCCCUGGUUUGCUGUUGAAUCAUUUGUGUGUUCUUGUAUUAAGCACUUCUCUCACUUUUUCACGGCGUAAACUCACCACCUCUGGCAUCAUCCUGCUUGUGUUAAAAGCUCUGGUUGACUGCAGGCACGUUCAUCACAAGUGUUUUUGGUUUCUGGAAGCUACACACAUGCUGCUAAACACCAUAAUGGACUAAAGAAGGAGAGCACACCCGUUUCCCCUCCGUCUUUCUGUUCUGCUCGUUUUUGUUUUUGAAGAUCCAUGUUAACAACAUUUGCAGUAUUUAUUGGACGUCUCCUAACAUAGGCUACAUGUUGGGCGUCAGUUCAGCCCCCUCUCUCUGUCUCUUGAGUCCAUCUGGACUUCUGUCUCAGUCCGGUUGCUGUCUCCUUCUUAGUGUUAGUUUCUGGUGUCUCCAAACAGUUUUUGUUCUCCCUCGGGGCAUUUAAAUACCUGUAAUAUAACUGUAACAUAUUUCCACAAAAAAGAAAGAAAAUCCAAAUCUUA